Synchytrium microbalum is the source of this 531-nucleotide messenger RNA. RefSeq lists its product as uncharacterized. The record is from RefSeq and is a predicted model, not a curated record. The transcript has 6 exons. NCBI's taxonomy places the organism in Eukaryota, Fungi, Chytridiomycota, Chytridiomycetes, Synchytriales, Synchytriaceae. Gene Ontology annotation, cellular component: endoplasmic reticulum. Bases 1 to 531 code for a protein of 176 amino acids.
AUGAGGAUAUUAUUACUACUCGCUGCAUUCAUAUCCCUAGUAUGCGGGACCGUACUAGUAUCAAAGGAAAUCGAACAAGAAUACUUUGUCCAGGGCAGGCCAACUACCGUCAAAGUAUCCGUAUUCAAUCUAGGACCAGAGGUCAUCACAAACGUCAUCUUGAAUGACAAGAGCUUCAAAAACCACACACAAUUCACGAUCCAAGAAGGUUCAACAACAUCCACCACCUUCCCCAAAGUCAAUAUCGCUGCAAACGCUACCUUCUCUUAUGUCGUUGUCGCGGCCAUAACUGGUCCAUUCCAAGAUGAACCUGUUGCGGUUCAUUAUACUGUAAAUAACAAGAAAGUCACGGCAUGGUCUUCGUCAUUGGGAGCUGUAUAUAUCGCUACUGAACAAGAGUAUGCUACCAUUUCUUCACAUACUAACGAAUGGCUCAUAUUUGCUGGUCUGGCAUCAUUGCCAAUUGUUGUGCCAUAUGUUCUCUAUAGUUCUUCAGUCGGUGAACUUAGACCUUCAAAGAAGACUCAAUAG